AUGGAGCAUGAGAUCAACAUCCUUGCGAAGCAUGCUACGGAUGCACUUCGGGAAGCUGCUGGCAUCUCAGGGGUUGUAGUCCUCAAUUCUAGUUUGUUGGACAAGACAGAGUUGUUUGUUGCCAAUAAUCCAGUCGGAGUGGAAUUUCGUGUGCAAGAAAUGGUUCAGAUGCUAGACCAAAAACAACCAAAUGAUGUUCUACUACUAGGGGUAUGGGGGAUGGGAGGCAUUGAAUGGAAUACGUGUCUUGGUAGAGCGAAGUCUUGUAACUGUAGAUAUGAUAAGAACAAACUUGGAAUGCAUGAUUUGCUAAGGGACAUGGGAAGAGAAGUUAUUCGUUCAAAAUCACCAAUGGAGCUUGAGGAGCGUAGCAGAUUAUGGUUUCAUGAAGAUGUGCUUGAUGUGUUAUCAAAGGAAAUUGUAAGACCUUCAUUUAUUAUUUUAGUAUUUAAAAUGUCUAAAGCUAAUGGAAACUGA
Molecule: messenger RNA, 477 nt
Organism: Sphenostylis stenocarpa
Lineage: Eukaryota; Viridiplantae; Streptophyta; Magnoliopsida; Fabales; Fabaceae
Source: the annotation of a GenBank genome assembly